Molecule: messenger RNA, 438 nt
Organism: Triplophysa dalaica
Lineage: Eukaryota; Metazoa; Chordata; Actinopteri; Cypriniformes; Nemacheilidae
Gene: ndufa1
Product: NADH:ubiquinone oxidoreductase subunit A1
Exons: 3
Coding region: 149-361 (70 amino acids)
Source: RefSeq, a predicted model, not a curated record
UCGGACGUUGUUUUCGUGACCGUCAUAGGGGCAGACAUUUUGCUCCAUGUAGAAGGCAACUUUCGAAGAUAUUUUAGCAAACCUUUGCAUUACUCGUGCCUGCUAAGUCUUUUUUUCUCCGUCCUUGUACUCAAAUUUCACCACAAUCAUGUGGUAUGAAAUUUUGCCCGGUUUUGCUGUUAUGACCGUUUGUUUGUUCAUUCCUGGCAUUGCAACUACUUACAUCCACAAGUUCACAAACGGUGGAAAGGAAAAGAGGAUUGCGAGGGUUCCCUAUCACUGGUAUUUGAUGGAGCGAGACAAGAGAGUGUCUGGGAGUGGUGUAUACUACCAAGCCAAGGGACUUGAAAACAUCAAUUGAAGAGCCACCCAGCUGCCCUUUCAGAAUCUUAUAAUGUACAUUUUGUUCAGCUGUCUAUUAAAAUGUUGUCUAAGUUA